AUGGCUACCAGCGCUGACAUCAUCACGCUUGACAACUUUGAGGAGCUGCUGCCAAGAUGGGACCCCGCAGGCUCCAAUCACCUAUAUGCGAUUGUUGAUAUGGGCAGCAACGGCAUCCGCUUCUCCAUCUCGGACCUCACUCCUCCACAAACCCGCCUCCUCCGGCCCAUCUACCGCGAACGCGCCGGCAUCUCCCUCUUUGACGCCCUCAACUCCGCCUCCACCGCCGCCUCUGAGCCCCUCACCUUCCCCCCGGAAACAAUCACCCAGGUCGCAAAGACCCUAGCCCGCUUCCGUCGCAUCGCCGUCUCCUAUGGCGUUCCGCCCGCCCACUUCUCCGUACUCGCCACGGAGGCCAUGCGCCGCGCCGCAAACGCCCGCGACAUGCUGACAGCCAUCCGCGAGGCCGCCGACAUUGGCGUCCAUGUCUUGGCCCCCGAGGUCGAGACUCUCUUCGGCGCCGUCAUGGGAUCGCGGUCUGCCUUCGUCGACGUUGCCCGCGGCGGCCUGUUCCUUGACCUCGGCGGUGGCUCCGUGCAGAUGACCUGGGUCGACACGCGGCUACCAGACUACGAGGUCGCCGCCGCCAAGGCGGGUGAGAGCAUGCCGUUCGGCGCCGCGAGGCUGAUUCGCAUCCUCGAGGGGCAGUCGGAGGAAGUACGCAUCCAGGAGAAGCAGAAACUCAACGCGAGCAUGCAGGGCGCCUUUGCAAAGUUGUGCGACAAGUUCCCCGCGCUCGCGCAAGCAAAGGCGGAUCACGAGGCCGCCCACUCCUCCUCCACCACCACCGCCGCCACCACGAACGGCAGCAGCGUGGUACUCGGCGGCAUUGACGCCUACCUCUGCGGCGGCGGCUUCCGCGGCUACGGCUGCAUGCUCCAGCACAACGACCCGAUCCAGCCGUACCCGAUCCCCUCGGUGGGCACCUACACCGUCACGGGCGACUUCUUCAAGCAGACGGACAAGAUGCGGCGUGUCAACCGCGAGCACGAGGGGAAAAUCUACGGCAUGUCGAAGCGCAGGCGGCAGCAGUUCCCCGCCAUCAUCGAGGUCGUCGAGGCCUUCAUCCGCACGGUACCGCACCUGCGCACCGUCACCUUCUGCGGCGGCUCCAACCGCGACGGCGCGCUGCUGAUGAAGCUGCCCAAGAGCGUGCGGGAGAGCAACCCGCUCGAGGCGCUCGCCGGCUUUCCGAUCCAGGGCCACGAGGAGAGCGGGGGCGCAGGUAGUGGUGGGGACUUGGCUGUUGCGCAGGCAAUCCUGAGGACGCUAUACGGCGCCGUGCCGAAGAAUGUUGACGUAUCGCGGACGCCGACGGUCUUCUCGCUGGGCCUGGGACCGCUUUUUGCGAGGCAGGUUUGGAUUCACCAGGGCGAGGACGACGAUGCGAAUGCGUCGUAUGCGCUCCACGAGGCUGUUACGCGGGACCCUAGCGCGCCUGGGCUGACGCACCUCGCGAGAGCGGUGCUUGGCCUGACGGUGUGCGCGCGGUGGGGGUCGAACUUGGGCCCGAUUGAUGCGCAGCUGUACGGGAACCUGAGGGGUCUCGUCGCGGAGGCGAAGCUGGAGAGCGUGUUUUGGGCAGAGUAUCUUGGUGCUGUGGCGGCUGUCAUGGUUGAUCUUGUGCCGGCGUGGCCUACCAGUGUCGAGGAGCUUGAGUCGACUUUGAGAUUCGAAGCUACGCAGACGUCGGACCCCGAGAAAAAGAGGGCGAGCAUCGAUUUGACCGUCCACGUUGCACCCGGCGCGGCAGUCGGCAUCGAUCCUGCGGAUGUCAUGGGUCGGUUGGCGAAUGUUGGCAAGAAGCGCAAGGACGGGACGAAGCCGGACAAGAAGGUUUCGGUCAAGAUUGUGGAAAUGAAGUAG
Colletotrichum tamarilloi is the source of this 1866-nucleotide messenger RNA. Its product is annotated as Ppx/GppA phosphatase. Bases 1 to 1866 code for a protein of 621 amino acids. The transcript is spliced from 3 exons. NCBI's taxonomy places the organism in Eukaryota, Fungi, Ascomycota, Sordariomycetes, Glomerellales, Glomerellaceae. The record is from RefSeq and is a predicted model, not a curated record. Gene Ontology annotation, biological process: regulation of transcription by RNA polymerase II.